This is a messenger RNA of Seminavis robusta, 925 nucleotides long. NCBI's taxonomy places the organism in Eukaryota, Bacillariophyta, Bacillariophyceae, Naviculales, Naviculaceae. The record is from the annotation of a GenBank genome assembly.
GGUACAUGCUUUCCUUGAGCUUCGCACUGCUUCGCUGAGUCUUUUGCAUGUCCCCCCAAAAGCCUAUUGAGAUUUAGAAGCCCGUCUUUUGCAGCAUACUAUUCGGACUGUUCCAACGAAAGAGUUAAAGCGCAACAGUUGAGAAACAGCUGCGAAACUCACAGACACAGCUCAGACACACAGCUUUCCAUCACCAAUGACUCGACGACUCGACUGAACCGACCAAGCUCCCUUUCCUUCGGUUCUCACAAAAUUGAACUACAACCUAAAAAAGCUCUCUCUCUCUCUCUCUCUCUCUCUCUCUCAACAACUCAUCACUUCUAACGAUAGCCAUGACUAUGCAAAAGAGCACCAAAUCAGUGAAAUUCAGCACUGCUGGACCCACAUUUAUAACCAACUCAAUGAUCAGUAUGCCCAGCUAUGCAUUGUCUGAUUCUCUCAAGGAACGACUCUGGCUGGACAGUGAAGAGAUUGCAGCCAUGAUCCAAAACCAAGAUCAAGAAUCCACAGCACAAGUCCGUGGCCUUUCUCCCAAGCAAUACACGCACCGUCAUGGUUUCGUGCAAACCAUCUUGGCCCAGCAAGAGGAACAACGCGAAGAAUUGGGAGGCACUGAUGAACGAGGAAUCCGAAUGAUGGCAUGCGCCCUUAGCAAGCCAGAUCAAAAGAAGGCACUCCAGCUGGCCCGUCUAGAUGCUAUGGAAGCCCAUGAUAUCCACAGGGCCAGUGCAUGCUACACUGACAGCCCACUCAAGUCGAUUGAAGAAUACACGAGACGAACCACCUUUGUGCCCGUCAGACGUCGUCGUGCGGCCACUGCACGCGGAGCUUAGGAUGCAACAAACGUUCAUUCAUUGUAUCAUAUCAUAUAGAGAGAGUAGCUAUACACAAUAGAGAUAAAGGCUGUAAACGACCAGAAUGUACU